Messenger RNA from Fusarium keratoplasticum, 432 nucleotides. RefSeq lists its product as uncharacterized. Gene Ontology annotation, molecular function: ribonuclease MRP activity. The record is from RefSeq and is a predicted model, not a curated record. Gene Ontology annotation, biological process: tRNA processing; nuclear-transcribed mRNA catabolic process, RNase MRP-dependent; intronic box C/D snoRNA processing. Lineage: Eukaryota; Fungi; Ascomycota; Sordariomycetes; Hypocreales; Nectriaceae. Gene Ontology annotation, cellular component: ribonuclease MRP complex; nucleolar ribonuclease P complex. Bases 1 to 432 code for a protein of 143 amino acids. The transcript has a single exon.
AUGACGCAAAAUACAAGCCAAGGGACUCAAAAGUCCAUCUUUCAACAAAAAGACCUCGAGAAAUCUCACGACAUCCUCACCUGCACCAUCAAAGAACCACCCUUCUCAUACGUUCACCUUGAGCUCGUCUCAGACAGAAGCGGCGCCGUCACACUCGACAACCUACAAGUAAAGAGCUACUGCACAGCAGCGCUCCGUCAACUACUCGGACUUACGGGAGCAGCCAUUUCUCUGGAUAUCCUUAAGGUUGAGGGUAGUCAUGCAUGGGUUCGUGUGCCGCGACCAGACCUAGGCUCCUUCUCAGCUGCCAUCACAGCCUGGAGAGGCACAAGCGACGAUGGAGCUGAGGUGAGCCUUCAAGUACGGCAGUGCGCCGACUGGCUCGGUGCCAUGGUGGGAGCCGACGGGCAAGACCGGUUAUGGAAUGCUUGA